This is a messenger RNA of Colossoma macropomum (tambaqui), 1666 nucleotides long. Its product is annotated as nuclear factor 7, brain-like. Gene Ontology annotation, molecular function: protein binding; zinc ion binding. The transcript is spliced from 6 exons. The record is from RefSeq and is a predicted model, not a curated record. Bases 13 to 1506 code for a protein of 497 amino acids. Lineage: Eukaryota; Metazoa; Chordata; Actinopteri; Characiformes; Serrasalmidae.
UAGAAAGCUAAAAUGGCGUCCGCUUUGUAUGAGCAGAUCCAGUGUGCCAUCUGUUUGUGUGACUUCACUGACCCAGUCAGUCUACCAUGCGAGCAUUCCUUCUGCAGGCUGUGUAUCUUGGGUCACCUGCAGGCGUGCAGCGGUCAAAGCUCAUGUCCUGAGUGCAGACAGCAGUUCACCAAGGACGAUCUGCGGCCCAGCCGGCUGCUGAGGAACGUGAUUGAAGCCAUCCAAGAUCAUCUGAAGGAAAAACAAAGUACAGCGGUCCAGAACACGGACCUCAACACUUCUGGUCUUGUCUGCGCUGAGCAUGAUGAGAAGCUGAGGCUGUUUUGUGAGACUGACCAGACACUAAUGUGCGUGAUCUGUAGAGAUGGAACCAAACAUCAGGGGCACCAGUACAAACCUGUUAAAGAGGUGGUCAGCACUAAGAAGGACGAUGUAAAGAGAGCGCUGGAAAUCCUGUCCACAGAAUACAGAGAACUGAAUGACUUAGUCAAAGAGCAAACGGCAGAGAUAGAAAAAUCCAAGGUGAAAUCGAACCUCCUGUCAGGCCAGAUAUCUUCUCAGUUCGAGGAGCUGCAUCACUUCCUGAGAAAGAAGGAAGAAGAGAUAAAGAAGCAGCUGGAAAUGGAGGAGAAAAGAUGUUUGGAACCAAUGGAAGAAAAGAAGACUAUGAUAGAAACGUUACUAAAGGAAGGGAAAAGAGACCAAGACAUUCUAAAAUCAGCCCUUAACAUUAAUCAGCCUGAAAUAUUUCUGAAGUGGUGGAAUGAAAAAGGUCUUUCCAUUACAGAAAACAUUCAGAAGAAAGAGACUCUGUUCUUGGGAGAGGAGGAUGACACACUCCUGUUAAAGGACACGAAUUUCAUGGUAAUACCCGACUCGCUCUCUCUCGGCCCCUAUGAGAGCCACUUGCAGUUCUUUGUGUGGAAAGAGAUGCUGAAGUCUAUCAAGCCAGUUGCUGAAUGCUUUACCAUAAGCCCACGCACACCUCUGAUUGUUUCUCCUGAUGGACUCAGUGUCCGGCAGAGGGACAUUGACCUUCAUGACCAUGAAGACAUUUACAGCAAUGAGACGGUCAGUGCUGAGGAAACAUUCACAACAGGCCAGCACUACUGGGAGCUAGAGGUGGGGCAAAAGCCUGACUGGACUGUGGGUGUAGAGAAGAGGAUGGAGGGAGCAAAUUUACUGGCCAGACUUACGGGAUGGAAACAUUGUAUCUCAAAGGUCCACCUACGGCUCAAGCAUGACCAGGGCUACGUCCUCAACUGCAAUGAUAUCGAGACACCCAUAUUAACAGAUAUCAACACAAGACCCAGGAAGAUAGGGUUAUAUCUGGACUGUGAAAGAAAUGAGGUCCACUUCUAUAAUGCUGAUAACAUGAGCCUCAUACACAAGUUUACAUGUAGCUUUCAGUGGCCGUGGUCAGUCAGUCUGUGGCCAGGGCCUUAUCUGAGAGGGACAAACAGCAGCCCACUAUCAGUGUGCUGCUACACAGUAUAAUAUGCUAGCUAAACUGAAUAACUGGUCAUCUGUGGUCUGUAUUCGUCAACUGAUUCCUCGUUUCUACAAUCACUAUCCGUUUUAUCAGCUCCACUGACCAUAUAGGAGCACUUUGUAGUUGUUUGUUAGCCCCCUUUUCACCUUGUUUUUCAAAGGUCAG